This is a messenger RNA of Vanderwaltozyma polyspora DSM 70294, 2841 nucleotides long. RefSeq lists its product as uncharacterized. The transcript has a single exon. Gene Ontology annotation, biological process: macroautophagy. Lineage: Eukaryota; Fungi; Ascomycota; Saccharomycetes; Saccharomycetales; Saccharomycetaceae. The record is from RefSeq and is a predicted model, not a curated record. Bases 1 to 2841 code for a protein of 946 amino acids. Gene Ontology annotation, cellular component: fungal-type vacuole membrane.
AUGUUGACUUCUUCAACUUUUGAAUUUAGAAAGAAUUACAGUUCACCUUCAUCAAUAUAUUAUUACUCAUUUUUCUUAUUACAAUUUUUUUUACUAAAUCUAACACUUGCAAACCACAAUAUUAUCGAUGUUCAAAACAAGAAUGAUAUAGGUAAUAAUGAUCUGAUUAAUAUUGAUGAUGAAAAAGAUAUUAGGAAUAUUAGGGAGCCAGAUUUCCCCUUUACUACAGUAAUUGAUCUUUUAUCACAAAAUGUGCAAUUUUCAUCUUUUUUAAGGUUAAUUCAACUCAAUGGCUAUGUCCCUUAUUUAAACGAAUUAACAAAUUUUACGUUAUUUGCUCCUGUAAAUUCAGCAUUUAUUGAUUAUAAUUUCGAAUCAAAUGACAAUUUUACAAUUGAAGACUACGUUCUCUAUGAUAAAGUACUCGAUAUAAAUGAAAACAAUGAACAAAAUGAUAAUUUAAAAUCAUAUAUUAACAUUAUUUAUAAUGGUUUGAAUAAAGCGCCGUUUGUUUUUGGAAGAAAUAUAAAAGAUGACUUAAAUACAAAUAAAGUUAAAGAACCCAAUGAUAAAUAUUAUAUCAAUAAUGUUGACGUAGUAGAAGAAAACCUCAAACCAAAUUUUCAAAAUGCUAUAAUACAGGGUAUUUCAGCAACAUUAAAAGAUAAACCAAAUUUAAAAGAACUUUUAGAAUUAUUAAGUUCUAAUUACAAAUACAACGAAAAAUUUGAGCUUUUUACUAAAUUUAUAGACUCCAAUUUUGAAAAAGAAGAUUUUGAAGGACUUUUAGGUAACAAUACCAUUCUCCUACCAAAUGAUAAUAAUCUUUUAAACACGUUCAAUAAAAUUGAAAUAAAUUACAUUAUAGAUGCAUUCAAUAGCCUAGAUAAUCUAGUGUCCGAUUCAGUAAGUUCAAAAAUUAAGGAUAUUUGGUUAAGAGAUAGAUUAACAUUUCUAAAAUCCAUCAUUUUGAAAGGGAUCGUAGGAGGUAAAAUUUCCAACUCAAAAGUAAAGAAGGUCGAAGUUCAAAAUCUAAAUGAAGAUCAAUUUAAUAUUACAAGUGAUGAGACAGGCACGAGGAUGAGAAUAUUUCACGGGAAAAAGGAUGCAACAUCUUUAUAUUCUAACAUUCUUUACAAUAAAGGAAUUUUACAUACAUUCGAUGACCUACACUAUAUUAGCAACUCUGUUCUGUUCAAUACAGAAAAAUAUUUACAUGGACUAAACAAUUCAGAAUUUGUACGAGAGCUAUAUUUUAGAAAUUUAGAACAUUUGAUACAAGAAGAUCAUCUUAAGAAAAAUAUGACAUUAUUUAUACCGGAAAAUUCGGAGAAUGAUGCAGUCUUUGGCUUUACAAAAGCAAGUUUAUUAUAUCAUUUUACCGAUUCACAAUUAUGGCUAGAAGAUGAAUUCAAAGAGUCUUCCAAUUCAGUUACAAAAUUAUAUGAUUCAUCCUUUUGCUCCUCCAAUAAAAGACUUGGAGGUAACUGUCAGAGGUUUAAAAUUACAAAAUCAAAAUCUGGGUAUCAAAUAAAUGAUAAAUUCAAAAUAUUAAAUUCUAAACCUUACCAGAUUGGUAAUAAUCUUAUUUACAAAAUUUCAGAUGACCUUCAUCUUCCUGGCGAUUUGAUAGUAUCUAUAAAUCCAUUUUAUCAUUGUUCGAACUCUUUAGUCUUUUUAAGGCAUUUAAGAUUAUUAGAGCUGGCUCCGAACAAUGAAGGUUAUACAGUGUUUCUUCCCUGCUUCAAUUCAUGGGACUCUCAGGAAUUGAAUCUUGAGUUUAUUGAAAAGAACAGAAAUAUUCAAGAAUUGAUAAUGAGAAGCUUGAUUUUGAAUGGUUUAGUAUAUACAGACGCACCUAAAGAAAAUAAAAACAGUAUGCAGGACUUAUUGGGAAAAGAGUGCUCAGUAACGUUAAGAUCACAAGAGUUACCUGGAUCAAAGAGUGUUAAUGUAAACAUUUCUACUUUCCCUAUGGAACUUACAUUAGAGAAGGAUAUGGAUAUAUUUUUUAACCAAGGUGUUAUACAUCCAUUAAGAGAUGUGUAUUUACCAUCUGCAGUUGAAAUUUCUGCUAAAGAUUUGAUUAAAACUACAGGGAAUCAAGAGUUCCUUAAACUUCUAGACCACUUUAAUGAUUUAGCUGGAAUAGUAGAUAAUGAUGAACCAUUCUCUUUAUUGAUACCGACAUUAGAAUCUUUACUAUAUGAAGGAAUUAGUGGAAAUUAUACGAGAUUAGAAGAUUUCUUAAAAUUGCAUAUAAUUCCAGGGAACUCAACUAAAAAUCUGCUUCAAUGUAAUGGUGGAAUUUCAACCCAACUGGGACAGCUAUUGUCUUGUUCUGAACUGUCACCAAAAAAUUAUUUGCUAAGAAUCCAAAAUGGUUCGGACAAUGAAGUUCGAAUUUUAAAAAAAGGAUGUUCCACAAAAAAUCCUGAUUCUUGCAUAUUCAUGAUAGACAGGCCGAUGUCUUUAAGUUGGAUUAGCAAAGAAAAGUAUCAUCUAGACCUACCUGCUGUUGCCAUUGGAAUAGGUAUAGUUUUAGGAGCAUUAUUUAUUCUAUCAUUAUUAGGAUUUUUAUUAGCAUUUGUCGGAAAAAGUCAUAAAGAUAUAUGCAGUUCCCAAAAUAUCGAUAAUUCUGAGAAUGAUACUGGUGGUAAUGUAACUGAUCCAUUACUACCAAGAAAUAGGGAUAAUGGCGGAAAUUUACCUACAGAUGGAAGACCCUUUGAAAGCUCCUAUUCCUCUAAUUCAGUCCGGAGUCCGAUUCGUGUUAUAUCCAAUAAAUGUUCUAAACCAGAUCUAUCAAUUUAUAAUAACGUUAGUUCUAAUAAUAUAUAA